Molecule: messenger RNA, 784 nt
Organism: Topomyia yanbarensis
Lineage: Eukaryota; Metazoa; Arthropoda; Insecta; Diptera; Culicidae
Gene: strat
Product: guanine nucleotide exchange factor MSS4 homolog
Exons: 2
Coding region: 118-513 (131 amino acids)
Biological process (GO): post-Golgi vesicle-mediated transport; small GTPase-mediated signal transduction
Cellular component (GO): cytosol; membrane
Molecular function (GO): zinc ion binding; guanyl-nucleotide exchange factor activity
Source: RefSeq, a predicted model, not a curated record
UUGGCGAAAAGGUGUUCGUAAUAUUUUGGAAUUUAAUUUAGCGAAAAAGAACAGUGAAUGUUGUUUCACACUGUGUGAUUCUUUUAGAAUAUUAUUAUUUAGUGCUUACUUCUUACAAUGACCACCACACCGUCGAUAGAUCUAACCGAGUUGGUUGAGAAUGCGAAAAACAAAACCAACGUCAAAUGCAGCCACUGCGAAUCAUUGAUGCUGAAACCGGCCUGUGCUGAUUACGUGGAAAGCGAGUUCGAUCUACCCGAAGCGCACCAGAAAACGCGCCAACAACCCACGGACGGAGGAGCCGAACAGCGGACGGAAUUCACCUGCGAGAAGCUCAAGGACUUUUGGGUCGUCGGCGAUAUGUUCACGUUUGAAAACAUUGGCCUCUCGCACACGGUUAACAACGUCAAGUACCUAAUCUGUGCCGAUUGCGAAAUCGGCCCGGUCGGUUAUCACGAUCUGCAGACGAAGCAGUGCUUCAUCGCGCUGCACCGGGUGAAACAUGUAGCGUGAGAUCAGCGUUGUGUAUGAUGAUGAUGAUGAUGAUGCAAAUGACCAGCAAAGUAGGCUGUGUGCGUGUUUAGUUUUGGCUGCACGUUCUUUACACUGUGUGUAAAAAGUCGGUGGUUUUGGGAAUAUUCUUUUCGGUUCUAUCGGGGUUGCGAAGACGAAUGACAAGUAGAUUGGACGAUCGAUGCUGUAUCGAUCAGUUUUUUUCAUAUUUCGCUUACUUAAACAGUCUAUAACAUAAAUGAUAUAUAAUAAAAGUUAAUUCAUAGGAAAA